UUUCAUCUGUGUAUCGGUAUGUUUAGUCUGCAUAUACAGUUGUCCAUCGUGUAGAUUUGUUUGAUUUAUCUGCCAGGAAUUAAAAGUGUUAGUUUGGAGAGUGUAGAAGCCAACAUUCGGCAAGAAAAUGGAUCAAGAGCUAAGAGUGGUUGUUCUGGGUCACCAGUCCUCUCAAAAAACAUCAGUGAUCAACUGUAUUUUAGGUGAAGUUGAGUCUAAGAAAAGUUUUGUGAAGUCUGUGAGGAGAGACGGUGACGUGAAUGGACGGAAGAUCGCUCUGAUUAACACACCCUACUGGUGGAAUAUAUUUGGCAUACAAGACUCACGAGAAGUGGUCAAACAGGAACUGGUGUGCAGUGUCUUCCUGUGUCCACCAGGACCUCAUGCUUUUCUGCUGGUCGUUGAUCUCAGUUUGCCUUUUACUCAAGAACACAGAAUCAGUAUUGAGGAACAUCUUGGUCUCUUUGGAGACAGAAUCUGGUCACACGUCAUAGUGCUCUUUACACGAACAGUUUCACUGAAAGAUGAAUCCAUUGAGCAGCACAUACAGAAUCAAGGAGAAGAUCUGCAGCAGAUCAUCCAGAGAUGUGGACACAGAUACCACAUCUUUGAUAUUGACAAUAAAGGUAAUGGAGUUGAAGAACUGCUUGUGAAGAUUGAUGGUGUUGUGACUGUAAACAAUGGCAAACACUUUGAAAGUGAUGAUGAAAAACUACUUGAGGUGAAGAAAAAGAGAGAAGAAAUUCAAGAGAGAGCAAAAGCCAGACAAACAAUGGUGCAGGAAAAAACAGAACAGCUGACAGAAAAAGGUGACGUGUUUCCACUCCGAUCACUGAGAGUUGUUCUGGUUGGUUGGAUCAUUGCUGGGAAAAGUUUAGCAGGAAACACCAUCUUGAAUGAUGAUGUAUUUAAAGCAGGAAAAAUAAAAUCAUAUGUAGAAGGUUCUGGUGAUGUGAAUGGAAGGAAGAUAACGGUGAUGGACACACCAAGCUGGUGGAAGUAUGUUUCAACCCAAUUCAAUCCAGAGUUUAUCCAGACAUCACUUCUAGAGAGUGUUUCAGAAAGUGGAAAAUUUCCCCAUGCAGUAAUAUUAGUGAUUCCUGGAGACACUUCAUUUAAGAAAGAACAAAAGAGAAUCAUUGAAGAAAAUCUGUCUGUUCUCGGAGAGGAAGUCUGGAGACACACCAUAGUUUUGUUCACAUGGGGCGACAGAUUUCCAGACAUCUCAAUCGAGGAGCACAUUGAGAGUGAAGGAGACGCACUCCAGUGGCUGAUUGAGAAAUGUGGGAACAGAUAUCACGUCUUUGACAACACAAACAGGAAGAAUCGAGAUCAAGUCACACAGCUGCUCCAGAAGAUUGAUCAGAUGGUGGCAGAAAACUGUGUGUUCAGUCUCGACACUCGCUGUGCUGCAGAAAUGAAUCUUCAUGAGACUGACACACAACAAGAUCUGGAUUCAGAGGAGGAAAUCAAUCUUGACACACAAUAUGUGAUGAAAUUAAUAAAUGAGGAUUUGAAAAACAGGUUGAAGGGAAUAAAAAAUAAGUCAAAAGAAAUAUUGAUGGAUUUCACUGAAGAUAAUGACCUUGCAAGCCAGAGAAGCAUGUCAGACCCUCUAGAUUUUAAAGAGGAUGAAUCAAAUAAUCCUUCUGAAACACAGAUCAUCAAACAUCAACAGGAGAUCAUUCAAGAGAAACUCCAGGAUCAGAUUAAAAGGGAAGGAAACAGAUGGGAAGCCAUUUUAAUGGAGGGACUCUUCAAUAUUUUGCAGAUUUCUAAAGAAUCAUGUGAUGAAAAUGGGAUCCAAAGAUCAGAUGAGGUGUGGAAGUGGCUUCAAAGAUGUGAGGAAUCUGCAUAUGGAUCAAUCUCUAAUCUCAGUGAUCCAACUGAAGAUUCACAGAAUAGAGAGACAUCAGAAGAUACAGAGACAUUUUCACAAGCUUAACAUCAAAUCACAUUAUCAACAGUUCAGUCACAUUGUGAUCAGUGCCUGUAAAAAGUACAAAUAUUUUCUCCUUGAAAGAAUUAUACACGUGUAAAAUUAUUUUACUUCAUAUUCAUUAUCCUAUACAUUCAUGAAUGAAAUGUUAAAUUGCUACAUUUUAGAAAUGUGUUCUUAAGAAAUGUUUACUCUAACUUUAUAGGCCCAUAGAAUGACUAUAUAUUUUUAAUCAUUUACCUUAUAAAUCAAUAUCUUACAAUUACAGAAUAUGUUUAGAAAUGUAAAUUCAGUGCAUCUUUAAGGAUAACAAAUUAUGAUGAUAAUCAUGAAAUGUUAAAAUUAUCAACAGUGCACAAAAUCUCAUUUAAUAAAAGAGUUCUGACUCAAAAUUCUGUCUGUACGAGCAACAUUAGAUGCUGUUGUAAAAUGAUUAUAAAUGCACAUCUGUCACUGAAUAUAGAAUUAAUAUAGAAAGCAAUAAACCAU
Molecule: messenger RNA, 2428 nt
Organism: Xyrauchen texanus (razorback sucker)
Lineage: Eukaryota; Metazoa; Chordata; Actinopteri; Cypriniformes; Catostomidae
Product: GTPase IMAP family member 8-like
Exons: 6
Coding region: 128-1945 (605 amino acids)
Molecular function (GO): GTP binding
Source: RefSeq, a predicted model, not a curated record